UCAUCCCACUCCUGGCAAGAAAGUGAAGAAAUGCAGCUCUCAAAAUGUCAAAUUAUUGCUUUAACAAAUCCAACUACUAUAACAGUGUGUAUGUUUAGUUUCUAUAAAAAAGAAUCGGGAUUAGGGUUGUUAAAUGCAUCAGUCACUCUCGGGUCGGGUUGUCUGUGCUGCUCAUUAGACAAUCGUGCUUCUCAAAGCGAGCUUGGUUUGAAUGUAGAAUGCGUAAAAAUAAAUCUGUUCAUUGCUUCUCAUUCAAGAUGAAUAAAAAGCUGGUUGUGGGAAGUGACGGCUUCCCAGUCACUCCUCCUUACAAUCAGUCUAUCUGUUGUUGUCUUACCCUCCUCCCACAUUCAUAUCUCUGUGCCUCCUAGAUAGACUCCGCUCUGCAGUUUAACACACACACACACACACACACACUGCUUUGCUAUCGUCAUGGUUUAUUGGGCGGCCAUUCAGAAUGAAGGGCCAAGGGGCCACCUUGGUCACAGGGUCAAAGGGUCACAAGGUUAAAUACAAUCCAACCUUGUUUUUCAAGCAUUUCUGUUUUCCACUUUGACUUGUUGCUGUUUUCUUCCACAUGGAUAUUUAUAUACCAGUAAUCAUGUUUCCCUCUUUGCUGUUUUUUUUUUUUCUUUUUUUUUCGCAACAAGUCAACAGGUUUUUGCACUUUGUCUGAUUUCUAAAAUAGUUUUGUGUAGCUUUUUUUUAAAAUUUUUUUAAUUAGAUUCUCAAUUUCAAAAUACAGUACAUAACAAUCCACCCUGCCCUCCCCCGCUGGCUGUUUUAUAUAUAAAGAUAAAAGAGUGUAUACAAAGAUAGGUGGAUAUGGUCUUUUAGUCUAGAUCGAGGUUGUCUGAAAAGUCAUCCACCACACUGUACAGGACAAAUUUUUAGCCACUACCUUAAUAGAUGGAGCUUCUCACUCCCACCUGUACAUCAAAAUACCUGAGUAAAACGUGUUCAGGGUCCUCACUUGACAAAAGUGAUUGCUUGAAUUUGGGGCGGCUAUGGCUACUUUUCUUAAAUAACUCAUGCACCACUUUUGCCCUCAGUAAAUUCCAUGCUUGCUGGUCCCAAACCAGCUCUGCUGUCUUAGUGAGGGAACUUUUUCUCAGAGCUGUGCUGACCACACAUACUUUACAUGCCUCUCUUUUUGAUAGCAUUCACCAUAGUUACUGAGAAUUAAAUGAAACAGGAUCGCAAAGCCAUUCACACAGUUAACCUUUUUCAGUGCUAAAAAAGUGUUCCUGCUGAGACAGCCUGAGCUUCAGUGAAAUCAGUUGAUUUGAUUAAUGACUCAGAGAGUUGUAUUUAUCCCAUAUGUGCAGGUAUUGAGAAGGAAGAAGUUAGCACACAACAUGAAAAGAGAUUUAGGGUAUAAAUUCUCAAGGUAAUUUUGUCCCAUGCCAUUGGACAAGGGGUCUGAUAUUCUGUGAACAUACUCCUCUCAGAAAAGUAUGUAUUUGUAGUCUCGGCAUCCAGAGAUAAAGGUUUGUUGACGACAUCUGAGCAUGCCGAGGCUGUAAUCCAGGCACAGAUGCAGAACAUGAUGAACAUGCUGUCCCACGUAGGAUCUGUCUUAGCCAAUAACCCCCUGGGGUCAGAUUGUUACCACCUAAUUGUUAGCAUGACAAGAAUGUUAUCACGGGGUCCCAUUGGCCUAUGAAAGCAUGGAUCAUUCUCCAAUACCAGAAAUAAGAUCUGUUUCGUGUUAUGUAUUUCAAAUUGCUUGAUCUUCAUUCAGUUAUUAACAAAACAGACAUUGACCAGACUCGCAUUUUCAUGUCAAAGUUGUACAACAUCAUUUUCCCAAGUUUUAUUUCAUGAAUGUUCUGUUCAAACAGGAGUCACUGCUGCGUAGAAUAAAUACGUUGCGCCUUUCCUGUUGCCAUACGAGACAUCUGAGUCUCUGCUGUUCUGAAAAAUUUUGCAUCUCACAAUCGAGUCCGAGUUGUGUUCCAGGCAGUUGCAUACUGUGUAAUAACACACAGUAGAUAUAUAACCUCGCAAAUUGCCCGAGUGUGAGAGCGCAGCCACCGUCUGCCUCGUGUUUGUUUUGUUUGUGUUGUAAACAAAAUUUGGCAGGUGAGCUAUAGGAGGGAGGGGGAUGUGGAAAGAGAUGGAGAGAGGAAAAGGGAUUUGGAGGAAAGAAGAGGUUCAGGAUGGACGUUUAGAUAUUGCAUUGUGAGAGAAGAGAUUUGUUAAAUCGAUAAUGAGUGCAGAUUAAAGAGCAGAUAACACAACGGUGGUAAAUGACAAACAGCUUCACUUUCACAAGAUCACCUGUUAAGAUUGUUUUCGGUGGAGUAACCUGAUAUUUCCUCCUCUGAGUGUUUUAUUCAAACACUCCCAUGAACUUUGUGCUGCUGUGUAAUUUUGCCUCUGAAUACGGUGAAGAUAAUGUAAAUGUCUUCACAGAAAGAUGACAAUUUGGUUCUUCGUCUGGUGGCUUUUAGAAAGCAGGGACAUUUAAAUGUAAAAUCUGAUUAAACUGUCCAGGAUUUGUAAAAAUGUUGUCUUCAAGAAGGUUAAAGAUUACCCCGAGCAUCAUGACUUGUAAUACAGGUCUUUCCUACUCGGGUGUUUUGAAGACAUUCUAUAUGUAACCAAACCUUUUAUAGCCUCAAGGUUUGUGUAAAAGUUACAGUUAUGUAACCGCCCUGAUAACAAGAGCUGAGACAAGAAAUUUCCGAGGGGAUAAACGUCUUCAAUGCAUUAUGUCACCAUGUAAACAAAGCCUGUAAUGGUGUGGUGGUAUUUCAACAGAAGGAAUCAAGGAUUUGACCUUUGAUCUCUGCCAGUGUAUAAGUUGUUCUUCCACUCUGGCUUGUUAAGAAUCGUGUUUAUAAUAAAGUUUCAGGCCAACUUGAGGAACCUACAACAACGUUUUUCCUCUUUCAUUCAUUCUCAACAAGCCAUAAAGAUAGUUUAGUUAUGUAAACAAAUGGAAAGACUGAAUUCUAGGAAAGGAAGCAGGAAAACGUGAGGAAAAAUGGAAACAAGUUGGACUUUCUUUACACUCUACACUCUACCACCAUAUGGUCUUUUAUUUUCUCAGUGUUUGUGUCACAACAGCGGAGCGUGUUAAUGAAGCAUUAGAAUGAAUCACCACCUGGCCUGUGUGCUGUUGUUAUCCAGACACACCCCGCUCCCUGGAGAGGCCCAGACCUGUUCAGAGAGAGACACACAACACCGCAGAGGAUUUGGUAGGUGUGGUAGCACCUUGGCAUGAUAGAUUAGAUAAAUAGAUAAAUAAGACAUGCAGGAAGUAACGAGGAUAAUGACAGGGAGGCAGGAACUCUGUGCUGGAGAUGAAGGGCAGUUGUAUACCCACACCGCUAAAUGAAACAUGGGUGAAUGGGUGAGUGCAUUAAUGGAUCCUAUAUCCAUUUCAUUUUUAAACUAAAUAAAACGCUGCUAAUCAAGUGCUCCAGAGAAGAAAUCAAACUAUAUUACCACGGUCCAACUCAAGCAGAUUAUUUUGUAAGGGCUUCAAUUACGCGGAUACUUUUCUAACAGCGGCUAUCCCUACAGCUGCAGCCGGGCAUCACAAUAGAUUAUCUGCCCCACAGCGAGCUCUUUACCUUUUGAGUCAUGCUGACGAAGGCAAGAUGUGGAAACGGUGGUGAGGAAAGAUUAUUACCACUGCAGGCCAUGUUAUUUGUACCAACUUGUCCCUAUGGAAGAAAGGUGGAAUUUCACCAACUUGUUGUGUAACCAUUAAUCUCCUUAGUAUACUUAUUCAAUCUUACAGCAUGCAAGCCAGAACAAAGACACUGUGUUCAACACUGUUUCUUCCCUUUUUUUUAUGUACAUUUGAAGUCAAGUGUUUGUGAUAGUUGCAAGACAAAUGAGCACGUUGACGCAAAUGCAGUCACAGGGAAACGCAUUAUGCGUCUGGUAACCAGCAGCAAGACUAAACUAAGCUGAUGUACAGAGGUCUGGCGGACAUAUGGGGGCACUAGUCUGUUACUGACUGUCUUUCAGCCUCCUCUCCAGUAAAGAGAAUGACUUCUUGUUUUCAACAUGUUGAACAUGAAGACGUUUAGUGACUAGUGCCACCUGAACCAGUUAAGCCGUCUUAUCACAGUUUUGUCGUUUACACUUCCUGAAAGGUUGGGACAUCGACCAAUCUUCGUAAAGCCUUUGCCAAUUUUAUUUUGACUUCCCAGAACAAAUUUGUGUAUGUUCUCACGCGCAGUACAAUGUGAAUUGUGCAACAACUUUCAGCUUACAUUUUCGAUGCACUGCUUUGAGUUCAGCCCCUCUGAGUUGGUUGUAAUCUGCAGCACCAACUGUAGUAGAAGCAGUCCCACUGAAUGGCCUCUCUGUCUGCACUGAGCCUCGUUGUGUGUGUGAAACUGGAAACAAUGGGUAUCCAAUGAGACAGGAGCCGUGUUCCUUAGUUCUGAGCUGCCGUUAGAGGGGGAGGACUGCAGGGGAGAGGCCUUUUGUUUAUGUGCUUGUGAGUGUAUGAGAGAGGAAGGGGGAGGCAUUAGAGAUAGGUAGGGUAUAGAUAUGAGUGUUCGGGCACACAUUCUGUCUUUGUUUGUUUUGUUGUUGUGGCCUGUGUGUAGACGAGAGACCAGGCGGGUAAAACCCUCCGUAUAAUUAGUCUGUUAAUCCAGUUUUGAGCUGUGUUAGAAGUUCGGAGAUGCAUGUUUUAGUGAGACCGAGGCCAGCGAAGCAGCCACAACUUUCCCUCUUACUUUGUCCCCUUAAAUGUAGUCUACAGAGCUUUUAGCCUGCAUGGAGCCCAUGAUUGAAACCGCCUGAAACCCUUUUCUCCUGCUUUGGGUUUCUCAUGAUUUAUUAUCACUAUAUCUUAUUCUUUCUUUGAUAUAUUUGUUCACAGAGCUUUGGGUGCAAGACUGAAUGAAGGCACGGCAAUACAGAACUUUCUAAGUCACUUCAAUUGCUUUGAGGAAGUAUUCCAUUUUUACUUCAAAGCUGGGUCUUACCUACUGAGAAUGCAGUACUUUGUAAGUGUUUAUUAUGUUGUCUGAGCUUUUCUAACGUCUCUCAUUUCCCCGGUCUGUGUGUUUUGUGGGUAUGUGUCACACGGAAGCACACGCAUGGAAAAUGCGUGUGUGUGUACAAACCCAUGCUCCAAAGCUCAGCCACACCCUGCUCAUUAUGUUCUCACCCAGAGGAAGCUGUCCACACAAACCGUGUAAUAUUCACAUUAUAUGCAUCUUUGGUGAGGCCACCUAUUUCCUCUUUUCAUCCCGUUUGCCUCCUGCUAUAUCCACAUCGGUCCCCUUUAUUGAAGACAGAGCCUGGGAGUAGCCUAUCUUAAGCACCAGAGGGCAGGAGAGAACCACGCUGAGACUGAGGAUAGUUACUGGGCCUGGGUAACUUUUCACAUGUACAUGGAAAUUUACCCUCCACUUAUAAGGCAACUAUAGGCAAUUUAAACACGUUUGUUGUCAUUUUGCACAUAGCAUAUAUAAAUCUACAUUGUUUUUCCUUUUAAAAUGUUUAACUUAAUGUCCUUAUACUCUACCAGAGGGGUAAUCUUGGUAUAAAUAUAAAUCCAACCUUAAUCUAAUAUUAUAUUCUGUCUCCUGACAAUUAAAAAAACAAAACAAUGUAGAUUGAGGGAAACCACCAUCUUUGUCAAAAAAAAGAAAAAAAAAGAUUACAAGCAAACGUUUUCCCUUCCCUCUCUUUUCAUCUAACCUUUUAUUUUUCUCACCUUCACGCUCUGAUGUCUUCAAAUAUUCGCUAAAAUAUUUUUUUUAUAUACUUCUCUGCUAUCACUAUAUUAGUCCUGCAGGGACUCACACCCCGUGAUAAAGUUAUACUAAUCUCCUCAGUUAUCGCUUCUAUAUUCCUAGAGGUACUUCAUGCAGCACCUCAAUAACCAUACCUUUUAAUAUUCGGUGUCAAAACUACAGCAUUUGGUCUUUAUUAUAGGCCACUCUUUUGUUAUACCUCCCUGCAAAGUCAACAUGGGAUGGCUGCAGCGCUUUGGGUGUCCGGAUGUGUUUGGAGAGACUGAUCUUGCACGUAAAACUUCCCUGAUAUUUGAGGCGCUCCAGGGAUUUAUGGAGCAUGCCCAGUGCGCUCCUCUCAGCUCCAGAGCAAACCGCUGGUGCAGCGCAGGAGUCAUACCGAGCAUAGCCUGCGUGUCAGUGCAGUCGACUUACAGCUGGCUGUGAGGACAACUGACGCUACUCUUCUGUUGCUCUUUUAUCGCCGCGAUACAUUUGACCCAUAUAUUCUUUUUUUUUUUUUUUGGAAAAAGUAUCCUUGGCUCGCUGUCAAUACUCUUCGGGUUUAAUUGUAUUAAAGUGGUUUCUAGAAAACAAAAGUUGGAGGCUGGGCCUUUAGCUUUUUGACCGUCGCUUGAGAGUUGAAGAAGGAAGAAAAAAAAAAAAAAGAAAGCUGGUCUUUUUUUUUUGGGGGGGUAAAAACUCGAUAAAUGCUUCUAACGAAAAUGGACCUGUUGAACUACCAGUACCUGGACAAAAUGAACAACAACAUUGGCAUUCUCUGCUACGAAGGUGAAGCCGCUUUGAGGGGGGACCCCAGACUCCAGUCCCUGUCUCUGUCCUCUUCCUCCUCCUCCUCCUCCUCUUCGUCCUCGUCCUCCUCAUCGUCCUCUUCCCUCUCCAACCACAGGACGGGUCCUCCUCCCAUCAGCCCCACCAAGAGGAAGCUGAGUGGGGACCAGGGGGACAGCGACAUGGACGACAACGAGCACGUUGCGAAGAUGAGCCGACUGUUUGCCGCUCAGCUGAAGCCUAAUGGAGACUACCGCAGCUCUCCCAUGUCUAAGGACCGGAGCCGGAGCCCCAUCGAGCGCGUGGUGGUGCCCAGCACUCUGGGAGUUCACGGCAACCACCUGUACAGCCACGCCCACCACCACCACCACCACCAUCACCACCUCGCCAGCUUAGCGGGCAUGGACCAGCCGCUGGCGCUCACCAAGAACAGCAUGGUGGAAUCUGCACGCAGCAGCAGCACAGCAGCUAUGGCCUCAGUGCCACACACAGUCAGCGCCGUGGAGCGCCAGCAGAAUCGCCCUUCAGUGAUCACAUGCGCCCCAGCCAACAACCGCAACUGCAACCUGUCUCACUGUCCAGUCUCCCACAACGGCUGUGCAAGCCUCGCUAACAACUUCAGGAGAAUCAACACCAACACGGCCUGUGACCCGGUGAUCGAGGAGCAUUUCCGCCGCAGUCUUGGGAAGAACUACAAGGAGCCCGAGCCCACCGCCACCAACUCCGUGUCCAUCACCGGCUCGGUGGACGACCACUUCGCCAAGGCCCUGGGCGAGACCUGGCUGCAGAUCAAAAACAAGGGGAGUCCCUCGUCGUCGGGCAGCAGCCCAAACUCCUCCCCUGACAGUCACAUGGUCAAUCACAACCACUCCCCUUCUGUGGUCUCCUGAAGGAAGAAGGGUUUAAGAGGGGAUCGCCCCUCUUUUCCCCGGCCCCUCCCAAUCAUCCCGGCUCUAACACACACACUUUGGUCUAUCGCCAGCAUCCCAGAGGGAAUGCCUGCAUGCUGGUCUGCUAAAAACAUGUAAAACCCUCAAGCUCUCUCUCUCUCUCUCUCUCUCUCUCUCUCUCUCUCUCUCUCUCUCUC
Messenger RNA from Anarrhichthys ocellatus (wolf-eel), 7596 nucleotides. It is a transcript of the gene vgll4b, whose product is annotated as vestigial-like family member 4b. The transcript is spliced from 5 exons. Gene Ontology annotation, biological process: negative regulation of DNA-templated transcription. Gene Ontology annotation, molecular function: transcription coactivator binding. NCBI's taxonomy places the organism in Eukaryota, Metazoa, Chordata, Actinopteri, Perciformes, Anarhichadidae. Bases 6428 to 7399 code for a protein of 323 amino acids. The record is from RefSeq and is a predicted model, not a curated record.